Molecule: messenger RNA, 3183 nt
Organism: Abrus precatorius (Indian licorice)
Lineage: Eukaryota; Viridiplantae; Streptophyta; Magnoliopsida; Fabales; Fabaceae
Product: protein argonaute 10-like
Exons: 22
Coding region: 259-3183 (974 amino acids)
Biological process (GO): regulatory ncRNA-mediated post-transcriptional gene silencing
Cellular component (GO): cytoplasm
Molecular function (GO): RNA binding; protein binding
Source: RefSeq, a predicted model, not a curated record
UGAGGCAUUAUAACUGUGGAAGAGAGAGAGAGAGAGAGAGAGAGAGAGAGAAUAAGGAGGAAACAACUAAACAAAAGCAAAGGAGGGGCAACAGAGGCAAGCCCUUUUACACGUGAUAAAGAAAACACCAAAAGCUCUCUUGCAUGCGUUUAUAAGCAAAAACUAAACGUCAAGAACUGGUCUACCACCUUUGAUAAAGUGUGCUUCUUCUUCUGCUUCUGUGUAUCCAUUGGCCAGCACUGAGCAGAAAAGGCCAACAUGCCAGUGAGACAGAUGAGAGAGAGCUCAGAACAGCACCUUGUGAUCAAACCCCAUUUGCAGAAUCCCAUGAAUGCAGCUAAGAAGGUUCCUAGAGCUGUGCAAAAUGGCAAAGGUCCACCACCACCACCACAAGAACCACACAACCAAGCUUCACCUCAGGCAAGGAACAAGGGGAGACGAAGGGGGAGAGGUGGCAGAAAGUGUGAUCAAGGUGAUGUUUUGAUGAGACCCAGUUGCAGACCCUGCACUGUUUUGACAAGUACUGUUGAAGAUGAUAGCAACAUGUGUGAUGACAUAGAGAUGGGUUACCCUACUUCAAGCAAGUCUUUGAGCUUUGCUCCUAGGCCUGGAUAUGGACAAGUUGGGACAAAAUGUAUUGUGAAGGCUAACCACUUCUUUGCAGAGCUACCAGACAAGGACUUGAACCAGUAUGAUGUCAGUAUUACCCCUGAAGUGUCUUCCAAGGCAGUAAACAGGUCCAUCAUAGCAGAGCUUGUGAGGCGGUAUAAAGAGUCUGACCUUGGGAUGAGACUUCCUGCAUAUGAUGGCAGAAAAAGUCUGUACACAGCAGGGGCACUUCCCUUUUCCUGGAGAGAGUUUAAGAUAAAGAUUGUAGAUGAUGAGGAUGGAGUUAAUGGCCCCAAAAGGGAAAGAGAAUAUAGAGUGGUGAUAAAGUUUGUUGCUAGGGCAAACUUGCAUCACUUGGGCCAGUUUCUAGCCGGUAAGCGUGCUGAUGGUCCACAGGAGGCACUCCAAAUACUUGACAUUGUACUGAGAGAGCUAUCUUCUAAGAGGUUUUGUCCAAUUGGGAGGUCCUUCUUUUCACCUGAUCUUAGAGCACCACAACGGCUUGGAGACGGUUUGGAGUCGUGGUGUGGAUUUUACCAAAGCAUAAGGCCUACUCAGAUGGGCCUUUCACUCAAUAUUGAUAUGGCCUCUGCUGCAUUUAUUGAACCUCUUCCAGUAGUGGAAUAUGUUGGCCAGCUAUUAGGGAAUGAUAUCCUGUCAAGGCAAUUCUCUGAUGCUGAUCGUGUUAAGAUUAAGAAAGCCCUUAGAGGAGUAAAAGUUGAAGUAACCCAUAGAGGGAGUGUUAGAAGAAAGUAUCGUGUUUCAGGGUUGACUUCUCAACCAACCAGAGAACUUGUGUUUCCCGUUGAUGAGAACUCAACUAUGAAGUCAGUAGUUGAAUACUUCCAAGAGAUGUAUGGUUUCACAAUUAAAUAUACUCAUCUUCCUUGCCUUCAAGUAGGAAACCAAAAGAAAGCAAACUACUUACCUAUGGAGGCCUGCAAAAUUGUUGAGGGACAACGUUAUACAAAAAGGUUGAAUGAGAAGCAAAUUACUGCUCUCCUUAAAGUUACUUGUCAAAGACCUCGUGAUCGAGAAAAUGACAUUUUGCGGACCAUUCAGCAUAAUGCCUAUGAUCAGGACCCUUAUGCAAAGGAAUUUGGGAUUAAGAUCAGUGAAAAGCUAGCUUCAGUAGAAGCACGAAUUCUUCCUGCCCCAUGGCUUAAAUAUCAUGAAAGUGGGAAAGUAAAAAAUUGUUUACCCCAAGUUGGACAGUGGAAUAUGGUGAACAAGAAAAUGAUUAAUGGAAUGACUGUUAGCCGGUGGGCAUGCAUAAAUUUUUCACGAAAUGUACAAGAUAGUGUUGCUCGGACUUUUUGUAAUGAGCUUGCUCAAAUGUGUCAAGUAUCUGGCAUGGAAUUUAAUCCAGAGCCUGUUAUCCCCAUCUACAAUGCCAAACCUGAGCAGGUGGAGAAAGCUUUAAAGCAUGUUUACCAUGUGUCAACAAACAAAACCAAAGGAAAGGAAUUGGAGCUUUUGUUAGCAAUAUUGCCAGAUAACAAUGGCUCCCUUUAUGGUGAUCUAAAGCGAAUUUGUGAAACUGACCUUGGUUUAAUUUCUCAAUGUUGUUUGACAAAGCAUGUCUUUAAGAUCACUAAGCAGUACUUGGCUAACGUGUCUUUGAAAAUCAAUGUCAAGAUGGGAGGUAGAAACACUGUUCUUGUUGAUGCUGUAAGCUGCAGAAUACCAUUGGUUAGUGACAUACCAACUAUAAUAUUUGGAGCAGAUGUUACGCAUCCUGAAAACGGAGAAGACUCUAGCCCCUCAAUAGCAGCUGUAGUAGCAUCCCAAGAUUGGCCCGAAGUGACGAAAUAUGCAGGUUUGGUGUGUGCUCAAGCUCAUAGACAGGAACUCAUACAAGAUUUGUACAAAACGUGGCAUGACCCUGUUCGUGGCUUAGUUAGUGGUGGCAUGAUACGAGAUUUGCUGAUUUCCUUUAGAAAGGCAACGGGACAGAAGCCUCUAAGGAUUAUAUUUUAUAGGGAUGGUGUAAGUGAAGGGCAGUUUUACCAAGUUCUACUUUAUGAGUUGGAUGCAAUUCGUAAGGCUUGUGCUUCUUUAGAACCAAACUACCAACCUACAGUAACUUUCAUAGUUGUACAAAAAAGACAUCAUACUCGGUUGUUUGCAAAUAACCACAGGGACAGGAACAGUACAGAUAAGAGUGGAAAUAUAUUGCCUGGGACUGUUGUUGAUUCCAAAAUUUGUCAUCCAACAGAAUUUGAUUUUUAUCUAUGCAGUCAUGCUGGCAUUCAGGGCACAAGUCGUCCAGCCCAUUAUCAUGUUCUAUGGGAUGAAAACAACUUCACAGCAGAUGGGAUUCAGUCUUUGACAAACAAUCUCUGUUAUACAUAUGCCAGGUGUACACGCUCCGUAUCUGUUGUUCCUCCAGCAUAUUAUGCACAUUUAGCAGCUUUUCGAGCCCGUUUCUACAUGGAACCAGACCUGCAGGAGAAUGGCUCCUCAGGUGGUGGCAGUCAUGGUUCUAAGGCAACACGCGUAGGUGGGGACUGCGGCGUCAAGCCAUUGCCAGCCUUGAAAGAAAAUGUGAAGAGAGUAAUGUUUUAUUGUUAG